AGCAGUUACGUGCAUUCAACAUGGAGGACAUAGUACGGUCGAGAUGAAAAUAAGAUUUUGAAAUAAUAUUUAUUCAACUAGAUCGAGAUGGGUAACAAUGCUUCCCAACUAGAAAAAGAGAUAGGCUCAGAGCAACUUCCUGCAAAUGAACAUUAUUUUGGGCUUGUUAAUUUUGGGAACACUUGUUAUUGUAACUCAGUUCUACAAGCCUUGUAUUUCUGCCGACCAUUCCGAGAGAGAGUUCUUCAGUUCAAACAGCACCAGAAAAAUAACAAAAAGGAAUCUCUACUGACCUGCUUAGCAGAUCUCUUUUACAGUAUAGCUACACAGAAGAAAAAAGUGGGUACAAUUGCUCCAAAGAAGUUCAUCACUCGACUAAGAAAAGAGUAUGAGCUCUUUGACAACUUUAUGCAGCAGGAUGCUCACGAGUUUUUGAACUACUUGUUAAACAGAGUCUCUGAGCUUCUUCAAGCAGAAAAACAAGGAAAUAAAGGCAAAACUAAUGGGGCUGAAAACCAGAGUAAGACUGAACCAACGUGGGUUGAAGAGUUAUUCCAGGGCACAUUUACAAAUGAAACACGGUGUCUCAAUUGUGAAACAGUGAGCAGUAAGGAUGAGGAUUUUUUGGAUCUAUCUGUGGAUGUUGAACAGAAUACCAGUAUAACCCAUUGUCUGAGAGGUUUCAGCAGCAUGGAGACUCUAAGUGCUGAGCACAAGUAUUACUGUGAAGUGUGCUGUAGCAAGCAAGAGGCACAGAAAAGAAUGAGAGUGAAGAAACUUCCACAGAUUUUAGCCCUGCAUUUAAAAAGAUUUAAAUAUAUGGAACAGAUGAAUAGAUUUACGAAGCUCUCCUACCGAGUUGUCUUUCCUCUUGAACUUCGACUGUUCAAUACAUCUGACGAUGCCUGUAAUCCAGACAGAAUGUAUGACCUUGUUGCCGUGGUGAUACACAUAGGAAGUAGUCUCAAUCGUGGUCAUUAUAUCAGUAUCGUCAAAAGUGACGGAUUCUGGUUGCUGUUUGAUGAUGAUAUAGUGGAUAAAAUAGAUUCCAGUACAAUAGAAGAUUUCUAUGGAAUCCCAUCAGACUUGCAGAAGAAUUCAGAGACAGGCUACAUAUUGUUUUAUCAGUCAAGAGAGUAGACAGCACUGAUAUCUGUAGCACCUGAUCACACCAGGCCAUGCUCCACUGUUAAUCAGCUGUUUAUUCUUUGUAAACUACAAGGAGGAUUUUGUCAAGAGAAAUUAUUUUGUUAUGUGUGAAUAAGUGACCAGCGGUAUUUAUUGUUGUGACUUUUUCUGUCUGGUGGAUGUGCUUUAACGGGUCACAUUGUUACAAAAAAUUUUGUUCAUUUUUUGAAGUGUGAUAUUGUUGUAUUCACAGUCAGUUAUCAAUGGUAUUCCAACAGAAAGGGUAUACCACAGCGUUUUGAAUGGUAUUCCAUCAUAAAGGAUAUGCUAUAUUAAAUGUGUAUGGUGUGAUAUUUAAUAAUUGCUUUAAUUGACCUUUUAUUUAAAUGAGAAUGCAAAGAUGAGAAUGUAGAAAUACAUGUAUUAACAGUAAUUUAAAACGUCAUUAUUUCUCUUUGCUAUCAUGAUAUUGUUUCAAAUUAGUCACAGGUAUUGUAAAUGAUUGAUUGACAAUGUGAUGAUAAUUUCUGAAUGGGAAAGUUAGAUGGUGGUGAAAUUUACUCUAAUAGUGCAAUGAUAGCAUUUAACAGCUGUUUUAUUAUGUUAUUUUAAAUCAUUCCUCACAUUACCAUGCAAAUGUUUUAUACAUGUACAUUUAUUCUUAAAAUAAUUCUUUUAUUCUGAAUAAGAACUGAUUUAUAUUAAAACAUUUUUUUGAGGAUUGUUUACUGCAUUUUUUUUCUUUUUGAAAUACACCUGUAAACAAGCCUUAAUAAUAGAUGAAGAAAUAAGUAUUUACAAAGGUUUCAUUAUUUUUGCUUCGACCUCAAUGUUGCUACAUUUGACAUAGGUUCAGUUCUACAAGUAAUCAUUUCAAAUGAGUAAGUAAAAAAGAUUUGUCAUAAUUUUCCUGGACAUUCAGUGCUAUUAAUUAAGUAUGGUAUUUAGAGAUUAUUUUAUUUAACAUACAGUAUCUAAGAAUUUUUAAAGUGUACAUUUACUUGAUACAGAAAUAAGAACAAGCUGCAAAUCUACAUAGAGACUGUUAGGUAACUUAACAGAUGUACCUUCAGAUAAGAGGUGUAUGAACUGGAAAUUUGUUAGUAUUUAAACUAUGAAAUAAUUUAGGUACCUUAAGACUUGAAAUGGUGUUGUAGCUAAAGUUAAAGGUACAAGUAUUAGUACAAACACUACAUAAAGCUUGUAAAACAUUUACAUGUAAGUGAAUAUAAGUCGAUCCCUGAAGUGAGCUGCUUGAUUGUAAUGCUGCAUCACCAACUGCUUCUUUGUCUAUGGGAAUUUAAAAUCCUUUGUGUUAAUCAUGUGUUGAUUUUAUCAAAGUGUUUUUGUCAUUCCUGAGGGAAGCAUCUGGCCCUUCUCCUUAGAUACAUGUAUAUACAUUAUGUAGAUAGUUAUUGUAAGAUAAUGUUGUGUCAGGUGUAUCUGGCACAGUAACAGCGAUGUGGGUCAGUCUUAUUUCCACUUUCACUACUGAUUUUUAACCAAUCUAAGGUAACAGGUUUACUUAAGUGGCUUAGUCCUCAAAGUAAGUUUUUCUUUCCCAGUAUAAAAUUUCGCAUAAAGGAAUGUCUGUACAUUUAAUCUGUUCUAUUCUUUUCUUAUUAUAUUAAUUCUAUAUUCAAAAUACAUGUAAUCUAAUGAUUCAUUUUUUUAAGUAAAUCUAAUUAGAAAGAAGUUUCAUAAUUCAUUGCAUGUAUUAUAGCAUUUUCUCUAUUUUUGCUUCUUCCAGUGUUAAUGAUACUUUAGUAUCCUCCAAGUGAUGUUAAUGAUAAUUUAAUUAGUAUCCUCCAAGUGAUACGAAAACUUAGAUCAAGUGCUCUGUAUAGCCAGAUUUUGUAUUCCAUGUUUGGUUUUGCUGAGGAAAAUUUCAUCAUUGUGAAGGGUAACAAAAAACUAUGUGAAAAGUAUUGCAUCAAUUGAUAUCUUUACAUGUAUAUGUUGUGGUCCCGACAAUGCUUAUUUUACUGUCAAGUUAAAUGUGAUACUGUCCAUUUUGUGAUAUUACAUCGGACAUCCUGUUCUUACAUUGUACAUAACACUGUGGAAUAUUCCAUCUAUGUUGUACAAAUGUAGAUAAUUUCUGUGUACAGACAUGAGAUGUAUAUUUGAUAACCAAGAUAAAAAUAUGUUUUAAAAUUA
Messenger RNA from Saccostrea echinata, 3288 nucleotides. Its product is annotated as ubiquitin carboxyl-terminal hydrolase 46-like. Gene Ontology annotation, molecular function: cysteine-type deubiquitinase activity; cysteine-type endopeptidase activity. Lineage: Eukaryota; Metazoa; Mollusca; Bivalvia; Ostreida; Ostreidae. Gene Ontology annotation, cellular component: nucleus; cytosol. Gene Ontology annotation, biological process: protein deubiquitination. The coding region runs from base 88 to 1140 and encodes 350 amino acids. The record is from RefSeq and is a predicted model, not a curated record. The transcript has 9 exons.